GACCCUUCAAACUAAAGUAGCCAUGGGUAGUACUGGUAGCCCCUCGGUAGCCGCUCUACCAUCAAGCGGCCUCCUACCCCCGAUACGCACGCCAAGAUCAGCACCGGCCGAAUGGACGACGGACGACGAUUCCGCGGCGGCGGCAGCGGAGGAGGAGCCCGUGACCCCUACUGCAAGACUCUUGGAAGCUAUGUACAUCGUGGUCAUGGUCGGCCUUGGCUCGCCCGUCAACCUACCCGUCUUCAGCGCCGGCAUCGCCGCCCAACUUGCCCGUUACCCGCGCUUCCGCAGCAUCCAAGUGACAGACGGGUGCAAGAGCCCGCGGUGGGCGCGCACGGAGGUGAACGUCGACGACCACAUGAUCGUCCCGACGCUGGACCCCGCCGCCGUGGAGGCUGACCCGGACCGGGCCGUGGAGGACUACGUGGCCUCGCUGCCCGCGCUCCCCAUGGACCGCUCACGCCCGCUCUGGGAGUUCCACUUCCUCGACUUCCCGACCUCAGAGGCCGCCUCCACCGUGGUGCUCCGCGUCCACCACUCCCUCGGUGAUGGGAUGUCGCUGAUCACGCUCCUCCUGGCGUCCGCGCGCAGCGCCGCCGACCCGACACGCUUGCCA
Triticum aestivum (bread wheat) is the source of this 616-nucleotide messenger RNA. RefSeq names its product wax ester synthase/diacylglycerol acyltransferase 11-like. The annotation marks the transcript as partial. Gene Ontology annotation, molecular function: diacylglycerol O-acyltransferase activity. The transcript has 2 exons. Lineage: Eukaryota; Viridiplantae; Streptophyta; Magnoliopsida; Poales; Poaceae. The record is from RefSeq and is a predicted model, not a curated record. Gene Ontology annotation, cellular component: plasma membrane. Gene Ontology annotation, biological process: triglyceride biosynthetic process.